GAAAAAAAGUGUGCCCCAACUGCCAUUUUCAGAAUCCUCCCAGUCGGUGUCAGAUUCCCGACACAAACAGAGCAAGCAUCCAUUUCCCUCUGGAAGAUAAGAUUCCUCGGAGCUGUCGAUCCUUCUGUAUGCGAAUCUUCGAGCUUUUCAGUCUCCAAGAGUUUGUGGGAACUGAAUGGCAGAUGAGAUGGAAAUCGGUCAUGUUAGCAAGAAACCGGCCCACGCAGCAUCGUCGCUGCAGUGGAGUCAGUGGCAGCUGCUGGAUUCUAUUCUCCCGACUGGUGGAUUUGCGCAUUCAUUUGGUCUCGAGGCUGCUAUUGGGACCCAUAUGAUUGGCGGAAGCGAAGAUCUUCGAACUUUCGUGGUCCAUGUACUCGAGAACAGCGGAAGCUUACUUCUUCCCUUUGUGUACUCUGCGAGCAAGUCUCCCGAUGCCAACACCUUGCAUAAUCUCGAUAGGAUGUUGGAUGCAAUGCUAACAAACGAAGUGGGCCGAAAGGCUUCUGUAGCUCAAGGAUCAGCCCUUAUAAGGGUGGCUUCAGCUGCAUUUUUGGAGAUUCCGAGUCUCAAAAUGAUCAGGGAACGCUUCCUGGGUUCCGGGACAGUCUGUUUCCACCAUGCUCCGGUCUUUGGGCUUAUAUGCGGACUGAUCGGGCUUGAUAGUGAGACGAGUCAGAGGGCGUAUGUGUUUAUAACCAUGAGAGAUGUUAUCUCAGCUGCAACAAGGCUGAACUUGAUAGGACCCCUGGGUGCGGCUGUGCUGCAGCAUCAGAUUUCUGAUGUUGCUGAAGCUGUGGUCGAGAAAUGGAAGAACCGAGCAGCCGAUGAAGCGUGCCAAACGGUUCCGUUGCUGGACACAAUACAGGGCUGCCAUGCCUACUUGUUCUCAAGAUUGUUUUGCUCGUGAUGCAAACCAAACCCACCACCCACCACCCACCAACCCCGCGCGCCCCACCCCCCCCCCCCCCCCCCCCCCCCCCCCCCCCCCCCCCCCUCCCCUUCCCCCGGGGAGCUGUAGACUGAACCUGUGAACAACAUUCAUAUUAUAUGAUGCCUUCUAUGCCCGGCUGUUCUAGAAAAUGAAUUCAACGGGUCACUUCUCUAUGAGCUCAGUCUAUAAUUUGCACUAAGCGGAUCUCUCUCUGCCUCCAGCUCGCUUUGGUGGGUUAUUUGGCCGUGGUAAGACCCUCAAUAUACCCGAGCCUUUUUCGGCUUGGCGACUGUGAUCUGCACCAGUGACAACCUGGCAGCCAGCAGCGGGAAAAAUGAAAUCUUGCAACUUCAAGCUGCUGGGGUCGCUGCAAGGUUGAGUUGGAAGUGUCUUUGCAUGUCAUCCUGGAUCGGCAGCGACCUGAUCAAUGCGCCUUCGUUCGGUGGUCCUUGCUACAUUAGCAUGAUUUGUUGUUAACAUUGGCUGGGGUGAAGCCUGAGGAUGCAGCAUAUUGGGGAGGAUGAUACCUGUGAUCUGUGUUUAAUUUGAUUUGUGACUAUCUAAUUUUUCUUUUCUUAAUUUACAUAAGGGCCUUUUUUUAAUAAUUAACUGCUAGAUUAGCAUAUUUCAAUGUCAAACUAUUUAUUUGUAUAUAUCUAAAGUAUCGAAGCAUCGGUCUGACAUAUUGCCUUAGUAUUUGAACUUAGUUUGAUGUAUCUAUUGCCCGAACUUUUCUGCUAA
Messenger RNA from Punica granatum (pomegranate), 1672 nucleotides. The record is from RefSeq and is a predicted model, not a curated record. Lineage: Eukaryota; Viridiplantae; Streptophyta; Magnoliopsida; Myrtales; Lythraceae.